Messenger RNA from Histoplasma capsulatum G186AR, 1113 nucleotides. RefSeq lists its product as uncharacterized. The record is from RefSeq and is a predicted model, not a curated record. Gene Ontology annotation, biological process: cell wall macromolecule catabolic process; peptidoglycan catabolic process. NCBI's taxonomy places the organism in Eukaryota, Fungi, Ascomycota, Eurotiomycetes, Onygenales, Ajellomycetaceae. Gene Ontology annotation, molecular function: lysozyme activity. The transcript is spliced from 4 exons. Bases 1 to 1113 code for a protein of 370 amino acids.
AUGCAUUUAUCAAUCCUUAUUGCUGCCGCUCUCUCUGUCGUCUCCUCUGUGCUGGCUUCCUCAAUUCUAGAAGCCAGGCAAUGUAUUGGUCCCAAUGUCAACAAGGCCACUCUCGACUUGAUCAAAGAAUUUGAGGGCUUUGUACCGAGGCCCGAGCCUGAUCCUAUCGGACUUCCCACAGUGGGAUAUGGUCAUCUCUGCAAGACCAAGGGAUGUAAGGAGGUCAAGUUCCCGUUGAGCAAGGAAACCGCAACAACCUUGUUGAAGAAAGAUCUCAGGAGUUUCCAACAAGCUAUCACCCUGUCAACUAAGACAGCUGUGAAACUCAAUGCAAACCAGUACGGCGCCCUCGUAUCGUGGGCAUACAACGUUGGGCCCAAUGCUGCCCGGUCCUCCAGCUUGAUUAGCAGGCUCAACAAGGGUGAAGAUCCUAACAAAGUAAUUGCUCAAGAGCUGCCUAAGUGGAGAUUGGCUGGUGGUAAAGUCUUCAAGGGACUUGUUCGAAGGCGCAAGGCGGAGGUAAAAUUGGCCAAAACUCCAACCAAGUCGAAGGCACUUCCGGCACUGCACAUGUACGUACACUACAUGCACAACUUGAGGAAAAUUUGUAUGCUGAACGCAAGACAAGUCAAAUGGCGCGAGCUAGUGAAUCCAGCAACAACACGCUGUUUCAUGCAAAGUAGCAGCCUCAGUCUCCUCGGGCUAUCGAUUCAGGGUAAGAUGCUCUUUUUUGACAAGUACCAGCAGGGCGUUGAGCAGAUGGCAGACGUCAGCAGGAAAGCCUACCUACUCAUUUUGUCAGGGAGAACUUUGAUGGUGCAAAAGACGCUCCAAGCAUUAGCCAGCCAGACCUGCAAUAUGCCUAAUCAUCCAAUUGUGGUGGUUUACCUUCAUCUGGGGCCUGGACGGAGCACACCUGGACAGGGUACACAUGAUCCACGUGGCACAAACCAGUCGUGCAAAACAAAUCUCGAACACAGGAGGCGCAAAGACAUUCCAGCCCCGAGGCCGGGGUGUUUGAUGGGAGAGAACUCGAUAAAAUUUCCCCCGGUGAUGCGGCUGUUCAAGGAUGAGAAGAAGGUCAGCCACAAGGAGUUGGUGCAUGAUAUUUGA